AUGCUUCGUGCAGUUUCAAGCCUUCGCGUAAUCAACAGCUUUGCUGUACAGUCGCAUCGCGGUGUCAUCAGCGCAGCUCGCCAUGACUUACCACCAGAUAACCGUGAGGGCAAGGAAAUUUACACCACUGUUGGAAUCGACUAUGAUGAGCCGAAAUUCGACAAAAUCCUCAUUGCCAACAGAGGAGAAAUCGCUUGUCGUGUUAUCAAAACUGCACAAGCUAUGGGAAUCAAGACCGUUGCGGUUCACUCGGACGUCGACAGCAACUCACUUCACGUCAAAUUGGCCGAUGAAGCUGUUUGUGUUGGUGAGGCGCCAACUGCCAAGUCCUACCUUCGUGCGGACCGCAUCCUUCAAGCUGUCGAAGAAACUGGAGCUCAAGCUGUCCAUCCAGGUUAUGGAUUUCUUUCUGAGAACACCAAGUUUGCGGCUGAGCUCGAGAAGGCGGGAGCCAAGUUCAUCGGUCCAAACUCUAAGGCCAUUCUUGAUAUGGGAGACAAGAUUCACUCUAAGAAAAUUGCUACUGCUGCUAGAGUUAACAUGAUUCCUGGAUAUGAUGGUGAAAUCGCUGAUGAAGACAUGUGUGUCAAGGUUUCUCGCGAUAUUGGUUAUCCAGUUAUGAUCAAGGCUUCCGCUGGUGGUGGUGGAAAAGGAAUGCGUAUUGCCUGGAAUGACAAGGAGGCGAGAGAGGGAUACAGACUUUCUAAGCAAGAGGCUGCUUCUUCCUUCGGUGAUGACCGUAUGCUGGUUGAGAAGUUCAUCGACAAUCCAAGACACAUUGAGAUGCAGGUUCUCUGUGAUAAACACGGAAAUGCUAUUUGGUUGAACGAGAGAGAGUGCUCUAUCCAAAGAAGAAACCAAAAGGUUAUUGAAGAGGCGCCAAGUAGUUUCGUUACUCCGGAAAUGAGGAAGAAGAUGGGAGAUCAAGCUGUCCAACUUGCCAAAGCGGUCGGAUACGAUUCUGCCGGAACAGUUGAAUUCUUAGUCGAUUCGCAAAGAAACUUCUAUUUCUUGGAAAUGAACACCCGUCUUCAAGUCGAGCAUCCAAUCACGGAAUGCAUCACCGGAAUUGACAUUGUCCAGCAGAUGCUUCGCGUUUCAUAUGGACACAAGCUUCCGGUCACACAAGAUCAGGUUCCACUCAAUGGAUGGGCCUUCGAAUCUCGUGUCUACGCAGAGGAUCCAUAUAAGGGAUUUGGACUCCCAUCUGUUGGUCGCCUUUCAAGAUACGUUGAGCCGAAGCACGUCGAAGGAGUCCGCUGUGAUUCUGGAAUUCGUGAGGGUUCUGAAAUUUCUAUUUACUACGAUCCGCUUAUUUGCAAGCUUGUUACCCACGGAAAAGAUCGUAACGAGGCUCUUAACAGAAUGCAGGAAGCAUUAGAUAACUAUGUUAUUCGUGGUGUCACCCACAACAUUCCUCUUCUCCGUGAUAUCGUUCAAGAAAAAAGAUUCCGCGAUGGAAACAUUACUACCAAAUACCUUACAGAAGUUUACCCAGAAGGAUUCCAAGGAGCUACCCUUUCCGAAGCUGAGACCCACACCGUUCUUGGAUUUGCUGCCGCGUUUAACGCCCGCAAGCUUGCUCGCUCCAACACUUUCUUAAACCAGGAACGGCAGAAAUCCAACUCGCAAAACUCUUACCACAAAACCUACAAAUUUGUCGUUUCAUUGCCAGCUAAAGAAAACGAGAAGCCAGUCGAGCACAAGGUCGAAGUUUCCUUCAAGCACGGAGACCCGAAGAAAGUUCGUGUCAUCAUUGACGGAAAGAAGGUUAAGAUUGAGGGAGACACCAAUCUUGCUAAGCCAACCAACUCGUUGUCUGUCAACGGAGAACACGUUGUUACCCAAAUUGUUGGAAAACGAGCUGGAGAAAUCACUGUCUUGUACAAGGGAUCUCCAUUUAAGGUCAAGGUUCUUCCAGAGCAAGCCGUUCAGUACUUGAAGUACAUGAAGGAGAAACCAAAGGUUGACUUGUCUAGCGUUGUGCUUUCUCCAAUGCCAGGAGCCAUCAAAAACGUAAACGUGAAGGUUGGAGAUAUGGUCAGCGAAGGACAAGAAUUGGUCGUGAUGGAAGCCAUGAAGAUGCAGAACAGUCUUCAUGCUGGAAAGACAGGAAAAGUUAAAGCCGUCAAUGUGAAAGUCGGAGGAACCGUCGAUGAGGGAGAAGUUCUCGUUGAACUUGAAUAA
Messenger RNA from Caenorhabditis bovis, 2187 nucleotides. The record is from the annotation of a GenBank genome assembly. NCBI's taxonomy places the organism in Eukaryota, Metazoa, Nematoda, Chromadorea, Rhabditida, Rhabditidae.